Nerophis lumbriciformis (worm pipefish) is the source of this 2085-nucleotide messenger RNA. The record is from RefSeq and is a predicted model, not a curated record. NCBI's taxonomy places the organism in Eukaryota, Metazoa, Chordata, Actinopteri, Syngnathiformes, Syngnathidae.
AUGAAGGCUAAGAAAAGCAGUCUUUCAAAAGGCAGCGCUACAUCUCAGAAGUGGAAAGAUGUGAGGGGUAAAAGAUGCAGACCUCCUCCCGUCGUCACGUCGGACCUCAACUCCAGUCCUGUCAUGGUCAGGAUGAUCAAGGAGCACCAGGAGUGCAUGAAGAAGAAGCCCACCGUGAAAAGAUUGAAGAGCAAGGCAAAACCUGUGUCUGGGAAAACUGUUACACAGACUAAGUCAUUCACUAAUGGAGACAUGGGCCUAGAUUCUGACGAAUUUCAGGACUGGAAGGAGUACUCCCAAUCAGUCCAAGUGAAUGGGCUACAGACGCAAGCUGCCACAGAGGAUGGUCGUACCCGUCGACUGGAUGGGAAUUCUCUUCAUCAGUGCGCGGAGAGGGAUGAUCAGAGGAAGCACGCAGUGCUCAUCAUGCAGAAAGGACAGGCCCUGUGUUUCCGCGGCAAGUGUUAUGUGACUUGCCUGUAUGGGCGGGUAGAAGUCCUGGGUUUCACCAUCGAGGAGGGCCAGCAGUCUUACCCGCUCUUCUCUCCUGCCUCACAUUGUCCACUGACCAUCAGAGCCACAGAGCGCCCUGAUGACAGCCGAGACCAUAGAACAGAGGCAACAGACAUCCUUUCCAAUUACCUUCCACCUGCGUCACAAAAGAAGCUGCUCAAAAAGGUUGUUUCCAACUCCUCCAUCAUCCUGUUGGAGCCCAUGGAGACACCUUUGACACGCUUUCUAUCAAGCUUUACUGAUCUCAGCAACCUGUUUGACCCCCCUGCGGGAGAACUUAUGUCUGCCAUCCUGGACACGCCUCUUAAUGGCUUGGGGAUGAUUCCUCUGGUCAGCGACAUUGAGGGCCUGAAGGUUUCGGAGAGCUGCCGGGAGUCCCUCAAUGCGGUGGUCAGUGCCUGCAAAGGGGACCUGGAUGCUUGUGCUGUUGUCCUGGUGUACGGAGCCAAAAAUGUUGGGAAGUCCACAUACGUCCGCAUGGUCAUCAAUACUCUACUAAAUCACACAACAAGUGUGGACUAUUUGGAAGCAGACCUCGGUCAAACUGAGUUCACCCCAGCGGGUUGCUUGUCUUUGGUGACUGUUAAAGAGCCUCUGCUAGGUCCCCCGUUCACACAUCAACGUGACCCCGACCACAUGGUGUACUACGGCGACACAUCAUGCGAGUCCGACCUAAGCCGCUACAUGGAAAGCCUUAAGUCCCUGUGGCGUAGACGCUCACCGAGCGGAGAGACGCCCAUUAUUAUCAACACCAUGGGCUGGGUUAAAGGUUUUGGACUGCAGCUGCUAGUGGACAUGCUGCGCUUUUUCCCGGUCUCACAUGUCAUUCAUUUGACUCACGGUGGUGGCACCACGCAAAGCCCCGCCCUUACUCCGGAGUUUCUGAGAACUGCCCAAGGCUUCCACACGCAGCCGCCUGCUCAGACAGCAUUGGACGAGUUCACGGACAGUGCACGCAGCCCAUCCCGUGGCUAUUUUCACAUGAGUGUUCAGUCCGACUUUGAAGGCGUGGGCUGUCAAGGAACGGCGAAACACCAACGCACCAAUGAGCAACGAGACCUGUCACUUCUGGCAUACCUUGGUCAGCUUCAGUCUGCUGAUCCAGGACCUGUUAGACAACUUCACUCUCUAACACCCUACCAGGUGCCCCACACAGAUGUGGCUUUGGUUGCAGUCCAUUUUGACGUAGCGCCCAGUCACAUUUUCUAUGCUGCCAACUCCAGCUUGGUGGGACUCUGCAUCCUGGCAGAGAAAGUGGCCAGCAAAGGGGGUCCGGUCCUGCUGUCUCGGCCCCCAAUCUGCCCCUGUGUAGGCCUGGGUGUGCUGCGAGGGAUCGACAUGGCACGAGGCCUGUAUUUUGUGCUGACGCCGGUAGAUCCCGCCAUCCUGCGCAAGGUUAACUGUCUCCUUCUCGGAGCUACGUCGUUGCCCUCCUGCAUCCUGACAGCACAGGGAAAUUUGCAGGGCGAGCUACCUUACGUCACAUCAGACUACAGCUUCGACCUGACCGGCGCUGGAAAGCUGCGGAUUUUCAAGGGCCUGCAGAGACCGAGUCAGACAGGGACACGUUGA